GCAAAUCCGAUGAAUAGCAAUAAAUCUGAUUUGAGUAUGUAUACUAGAAGGGGAAUUCUUGCGGCGGAUCAACCGCUUGUAGUACCUAUGCUUCUAAGGUUAAGCAACUUGAAACUACGGGGUAUCAUCGUUUUGGUAGUUAGCAAGCAAAAAGGGAUCACAUUAGUUUUCAAAAAUGAUCCUUUGGAAAAGGUCGAUGUUACUUCAACUUUUGACAGCAUUUCAAGCAUACAAAGGUUUUUGCAGUCAGAAAUCGAAAAAAGAUUGAGAACAAUGUUUCAGGAAGAUUUACCAUCUAUCGUUCAUCAAUUAUCAUUGCAAAAAUGGCUCAGUAGUACUAAGAAAAAAGAAGAAUUCCCAAAGGGAACAUCAGAAAAAAUGCCUAUUACGGAUCACCGGCCAUUAAAUAUCCUUCCAGAGAAUACGCCUUAUGAUACUAUGUCUAUGCCAGAUCUUCGAUAUGGCACGCCAUUAUCAACAUCGAGUUCGGAACUAUCAAGCAUUUCGCCAGAAUCAUCAUUUUAUGCGGAAGAAGGAUCUAGCAUAGGAGAAGUUGAUUCUUUGGACGGAUGCUCAUCAUAUUCUAGUUUUGGAGAUUUAUUUGAACGCAAGAAAGAAGAAGGUUUGAAAGCAAUAUCCCAGCCUAACAACGAACAUCAUUCAGAUGGUAACCGGCCACGGAUAUUUCAUCGCCAACGCUUACUAGUAUCACCACAUCACAGAAGGGGUUCGCUACCUACUUGGUUACCAUCUGCAAUACAAGAACAACGAGAAUCUCAGCCCAAAAAACCACUAAGAC
This is a messenger RNA of Racocetra persica, 799 nucleotides long. Lineage: Eukaryota; Fungi; Glomeromycota; Glomeromycetes; Diversisporales; Gigasporaceae. The record is from the annotation of a GenBank genome assembly.